Messenger RNA from Mauremys reevesii (Reeves's turtle), 3887 nucleotides. Its product is annotated as patched domain-containing protein 3-like. Lineage: Eukaryota; Metazoa; Chordata; Testudines; Geoemydidae. Gene Ontology annotation, cellular component: membrane. The record is from RefSeq and is a predicted model, not a curated record.
AGCAGCGCUACCUAAAACAGUCCAGAGAGGCAUUCACAGCCUUUACCCGCCACUUUUCCUUUCCUCCCAGGCACUACGUGUCUAGAGGAGCAGGACCAUGGAACCACAGGGCUUAGAGACAAUUCUUUCCUCUCCCACGCGGCGGCUUUAGGCAGCUAGCGAAGUGCAGAUGAGGGCAGGCGAGAUGCAGAGCUGCCCAUCUCCCCUGCCGGGACCCGCUCGCGCCGGGGCAGGGAGCGGGGCCAGGAGCAGCCGGGGGGCGCAGGAAGCCAGGAGCGGGGCGCAGCGGACAGGCCAUGGGGCCCGAGGAGCCGGGCGCGAAGGCCGGGACCCAGCAGCAGAGGCGGGGCAGCGGGAAGAUGGGCUCCGAGUUGGACCCAGAACCAGGCCCCGGCCCCGAACCGACCCUCCCCCCGCACCCGCACGACACCUUUGCCCUGUUUCUCAGCCGGCGUUUCGCCCGGCUCGGGGGGCUGGUCGGCGCCCACCCGUGGCCCUUCCUGCUGCUCUCGCUGCUGCUCUCGGGCGGGCUUGGCGCGGGCUUCCGCUUCUUGCCGCAGAGACGCGCCAAUGACAUCGAGGGGCAGUUCACGCCGCUCGGGGGGCCCGCCAAGAGCGAGCGGCGCUUUGCCCGGGAGCAUUUCCCGACCCGCGACUCCGAGCGCUUCUCCGGCCAGAGGCUGCUCACGGAGGGCGCCUUCGCCUCCCUCAUCGCGGUCUCAGCCUCCGGCAACAACCUCCUGACGGCGGGAGCCUUCGGGGAGCUCCUGCGGCUGGACGGGGCGGUGCAGCGCCUCGCUGUUCCCGGGGGGGACCCAGGCACACAACUCUCCUACCCGGACCUGUGCGUCCGGAGCAACGGGUCCUGCAGCAGCCCCAACCCGCUCCUGGCGGCCGUGCAGGGCGAGCCGGCCCGGCUAGAGCCCCUCCUCCGGCAGCUCACGUACCCCGUGUUCGGGAGCCGCGUGUUCAUGGGCACCUUCUUAGGAGGCGUUCAGCUGGCUCGCGGAGCGGGCGCCUCCCGGGUGCAGGCAGCCAAAGCCCUGAGGCUGGUUUAUUACCUGCGAGAAGACGACGCCGCGGACCGAGAGAGGAGUUUGCAGUGGCUGGAAAACUUCCUCAAGCGCAUCCCGGCUGAGCUGGAGGCUUUAAAUCUCACCGCUGUCCAGGUGGCUUACUUUACCUCAGUAUCCAGACAGGAAGAGUUUGAAGGAAAUAAGGAAGUGAUCCCCUUGUUUUCCAUAACAUACUUUCUAACUAUAACCUUUUCCAUUACUUCUUGUUUAAGGGUUGACUGUGUACGAAAUAAAGUAUGGGUUGCAGCAUUUGGAGUGCUGUCUUCUGGGUUAGCUGUGCUAAGCAGCUUUGGACUGUUGCUGUUCUGUGGGGUACCAUUUGUCGUGACUGUGGCAAAUGCACCAUUUCUUAUACUGGGGGUAGGUGUUGACGACAUGUUCAUUAUGAUCUCCUCCUGGCAACAGACUAAUCCUAAAAAUAAAGUUGAAAAGCGGAUGGCUGAAACUUAUGCAGAGGCAGCAGUGUCUAUCACAAUCACCACUCUCACUGAUGUUUUAGCCUUCUACAUAGGGAUCAUGACUUCCUUUCAGUCUGUGAAGUCCUUUUGUCUCUACACAGGAACUGCUUUCAUCUUCUGCUAUUUAUACAACAUCACAUUCUUUGGAGCUGUUCUUGCUUUAAAUGGUAGAAGGGAAGAAGGCAACAGACACUGGUUAAUUUUCACAAAAGUGAAGGACAUUGUUCAGCCUCAUCGCUCCUGCUUGUACAACAUGUGCUGUGUAGGAAGCUUUUCUGAUAAAUCUUCUGGGAGAGAAGAUGAACAUCCAAUGAACAAAUUCUUUAGGAAAUAUUAUGGUCCUUUCCUUACAAAGAUCUGGACCAAAGUGUUUGUGGUGUUGCUGUAUGGAGGGUUCCUGGCUACUAGUAUUUAUGGGUGUACUCAGAUGAAGGAAGGUAUAGACCUGCGAAAUCUGGCUAGUGAUGAUUCUUAUGUCAUUCGGUACUAUGACUGGGAAGAUGAAUAUUUCUCAGAGUACGGUCCUAGGAUUAUGGUCACUAUCACAGAAAAUGUACCUUAUUGGAAUCUAUCCAUUCGUAAUGACAUUGAGAACUGUAUGGAGUCUUUAGAAAAUAACUCCUACGUGGACAAGAGUCUCUCAGAGUCAUGGCUACGAAUGUAUGAAAAUGUUGCUAGAAUUGGUUCACUGAAUAUAGAUACUAAGGCAUUUUUCAUGGGUAAUUUAUCUGAACUAUAUAAAUUAUUUCCAGAGUUUGAAUGGGACAUUGAUAUUCGCUAUAAGGAAAUAGCAGCUUCAUGUUUUUUCAUUCAAACAGUGAACGUUACUACUGCAGUUGAUGAGAAAAACCUUUUACACCAAUUAAGAGACCUGGCCAAGGGCUGUAAGAUCCCAUUAAUGGUAUAUCACCCAGCAUUUAUAUACUAUGAUCAGUAUAUCGUAAUAGUGCCAAACACCAUUCAGAAUGUUGGAAUUGCUUCUGGAGUCAUGUUGUGUAUUUCCUUGCUGCUUAUUCCCAAUCUGCUCUGCUCCUUGUGGGUAACUUUUGCUAUUGCUUCUGUUAUUGUUGGCGUUACUGGUUUCAUGACAUACUGGGAUGUUAAUCUUGAUUCCAUAUCUAUGAUUAACCUUGUCAUUUGCAUCGGAUUUUCAGUAGAUUUUUCUGCUCAUAUAUCUUAUGCAUUUGUUUCAAGUGAAAAGUCAACUAUGAAUGAGAAGGCAGUUGAUGCACUGUAUCUUCUUGGCUACCCAGUGAUACAAGGUGCUAUCUCCACUAUAUUAGGAGUAAUUGUGCUGUCUGCAGCACAAGCUUACAUCUUCAGAACAUUUUUUAAGAUUAUGUUUCUCGUUAUCUUAUUUGGAGCUGUUCAUGGUCUUGUUUUUAUUCCAGUAUUUUUAACAUUUUUUGGAAUUUGUGGCAGAUCAACAAACAAAAGAGUAAAUAUCAAAACAAUAGGAGAAGACAGCAACUCCUUUAGUAACACACAAAAUCCGAAUAAUGUUAGGUGUUAUGAAAACCAGAUUGAUAGUAAUGGAGACAGUUUUCUAGAAGACAAUAUUAUUAGACAACCAAAUGAUAUAGGAAUGGAAAAGCCAAACAGUGACUACCUCCACUCCAAUUUCUUUCCAGUUUCACAAAAUCAUGACAGCAAUUCCUUCCUCUAUCAGAAUAAUGCAGUAAGGGUUUACCAAAAACAAAUCAAACAGCUUCAUGAUGAAGGUAAAAUAAAUCCAGAUUGCCCAUAAAUGUAUUUACAAUUUAAAAUACAGCAUAUGAGCCAAAAAGUACAUGUUGUAGGUUUCAAAACAUUAAUCACCAGACUUAAAUUUAUAUUGUAUGAAAAUGUCAGUUUUCUACUGUUCAGGUUUAACACUUAAUGGGAGUAGCUCGAAGCCCACUAGGGAACGUUUAAUGCACCAUAGUGGGGUCCAUGUGGACAGUUACUGCACAGCAUGCAAGUGUGCAGUAGAUUUAUACCAGUUUGCCAUGCACAAACUGUUCAUCUAGAUAAGCACUUAGAUCAUUAGAGAAAAUGUGUGGGUCAGGUAAAAUGAUAUCACAAAAUUAAAAGAUUACCAAACAAAAACACUUCGUUAAAAUACAUUUAAAGUUUAAAAAGUGUUUCAAUAGAGUCCAGAUAAAACCCUUCCAAAACGACACUUUCCUUUACCAAAAUGCUACAGAAAAUAUUAAGAAGUUUGGAGAUCAUUAAUUAAGAGCGCCACCUAGUUCCAUACUGCUGUGUAAUAUUUUGUCACUUAUUAUAAUCCCACUUUACAUAAUCCAGUUACCAACCUUAAAUUUUCCACUCUGCUGUAUUCUCUGAAGGCUAUAUGUUCUUGGGUGUAUUC